Messenger RNA from Colius striatus (speckled mousebird), 1594 nucleotides. It is a transcript of the gene OCSTAMP, whose product is annotated as osteoclast stimulatory transmembrane protein. Lineage: Eukaryota; Metazoa; Chordata; Aves; Coliiformes; Coliidae. The record is from RefSeq and is a predicted model, not a curated record. The transcript has 3 exons. Gene Ontology annotation, cellular component: membrane. Bases 167 to 1594 code for a protein of 475 amino acids.
UCCAGGAAUUGCCAGCAUUGCUGAUCUGAAUUGCUCUAAAACAUCUUUGCAUUUUGGGGUUUAGGUUUUUUCCUGGCUCCCUGCUGCCAGCUGCCUUGAUUUCCUACCCUGCAUCUCCCAGCAGUUGCAUCCAGGACCUUCUCUCAGAGCAAUAAGGCACUGGAGCAUGGAGAGUUUUCAAGCAAGACUGAGGCAUCUCUCUGCCACUGGGACGAGAGCCUGUGUUUACUGUGAAGACUUUCUGUUCCCAAAGGUAUGCAGGACCAUGGCAGAACUAUGGUCAGUUUACUCCAAGCCCAUCCCAGCAAACAGCAGAGAGCUGUGGACUUUGUUUCUGCAGUGUUCCUGCGUGACAGUGGUGAUAGGAGGCCUCUUUUACAACUGGCUCUUUGCUUCCUUGGAGUACUCCUGGCAUCUCUCCAUUGCAGUGGCUGUCUUCUUCAGUCUGCUCCUUCUCCUGACCCUUUUCUUGGUGCAUCCUGCUCGCUGUGUCUUCAGUAUGAUCAUGCCCACGUUAGGGACUAAGCAGGGCAGGAAGCUGCUCUUGUCAACCUGCACCAUGAUAGUGGUGGUCAACAUAACACCCAACAUCAUAAGCAACAUUAAAACCAUACUGCAGGUUAUCAAGUGCAUCUGCAAGAAUUCCUCUGAGAGUCUUUUGAACUCAACUGCUCUGCUAGAGACAGCUUCCUGGGAGUUUGGGGAUGAAAUCCAAAGAACCAUUAAUUCUAUUAAUAUUUAUAGGCCUAUGAAUGGACAUUUUCAGUUUUCAUUGCUUAAGAACAGCUCCUUGAUUUACCAACAAAUGCACCUCGCUGGCGAGAAGAUUGGGAGGGAUUUUUUGGCUGUUGAUGCACUGGUCAAAGGCUCUGUACGAAUAGGCAACAGGCUGGUUGCUGGCUUCUCCAUGCUCUAUCUCUGCUUUGAAUCCACCUGCUACUUGAAGAGGUAUCUCACCAACAUCCGCUUUGACAAUUUCUACCUCACCCAGCAGCUGGAGCGUUUAGCUGUGGACAACAAAGCGGCUCAUCUGCUGGGGAGCUCAUCCAAAGACCUCAUUCGACCGACAGGCUGGAAGUUGUCUCGGGAAGAAGCGAUGCUGUGCCUGGUGCAGGCCAUGCUCCUCACCGUGGCCCUGAUGCUGAUGCUGAUGGUGGUGGCCAUGGACCACUUCACGUUCCGAGUGGCAGACACGGCAGUGAGAAAGGCAGCUCAGUUCUCCGUGGUGCCUGUUGCUAUCAAUAUCAAUUACAGUGCUAAAAUAGAGAUCUUGCCCGAGCUGUUGAAACUUCUACAGCUUCACACAGAAUCAACACUUCACGACUUUGAAAAAAGCUACCACCAUCACCUGAUCUUCAGCUCAGCCCACUGUGGGAUCAGCCCCCCAACACCUCCCAACCCCUCUCUGCUGCUCGUUGUGGGGCUUCUCUUCUGCAUCCUCUUCGCCACCGUGUUCCUGGAAGCCUUCACACACCGCCUGUGCAGGAAAAUCGCCGGCUCCUUCUUCCAGAGCUGGGAGGAGAAGCGAGCACUUUAUCUCUUCAAGAAGCUGUCCAGGAAGCACGAGGAGGAGCAAAACUGUGUGAGGAGCUAA